AUGGAAGAGCCCAGCGGCAUCCUGAUUAAAGGGGGCAAAGUUGUGAACGAGGACUGCUCCGUGAUCAGCGACGUCUACAUCGAAAAUGGGAAAAUAGUUGCGGUUGGACUGAAUCUUCAGAUUCCAAAAAGAGUGCGAGUCAUUGAUGCCACCGAUAAACUGGUGAUCCCCGGCGGCAUCGACACGCACACGCACAUGGAACUGGCGUUCAUGGGAACCAGAGCUGUGGACGACUUCCAUAUUGGAACCAAAGCUGCUCUGGCAGGAGGGACCACAAUGAUCCUGGACUUUGUCAUCCCCCAGAAGGGCAAGUCUCUUCUCGAGGCUCAUGACCGCUGGCGUGAGAUGGCUGAUCCCAAAGUUUGCUGCGACUACUCGUUGCACGUUGCGGUCACAUGGUGGAGUGACAAGGUCAAGAAAGAGAUGGAGACUCUGGCCAGAGAGAAAGGAGUAAAUUCCUUCAAGAUGUUUAUGGCCUAUAAAGAUGUGUUUAUGCUGCAGGAUUCUGAGCUAUAUGCUGCUUUUGCUCAGUGUAAGGAGGUCGGAGCCAUAGCUCAGGUUCAUGCUGAGAAUGGAGAUUUGAUUGCAGAGGGGGCUAAGAAGAUGCUGUCCAUGGGCAUCACAGGACCAGAGGGCCAUGAACUGUGUCGGCCAGAAGAGGUGGAGGCCGAAGCCACCCAGCGAGCUAUCACCAUCGCCCAUGCUGUCAACUGCCCGCUCUAUGUGGUUCAUGUCAUGAGUAAAUCUGCCGCCAAGGUUGUGUCUAACGCACGCAGAGAUGGGCGUGUAGUGUUUGGGGAGCCAGUUGCAGCUGGUUUGGGCACUGAUGGUACCCACUAUUGGCACAAAGACUGGGCCCGUGCUGCUGGUUUUGUCAUGGGUCCUCCGCUUAGACCUGACCCCACCACACCUGGGUACCUUAUGGACCUACUAGCUAAUGAUGAUUUAAGCGUGACAGGGACGGACAACUGCACCUUCUCUGUGUGCCAGAAAGCCCUGGGCAAGGACGACUUCACCAAGAUCCCUAACGGUGUGAACGGUGUCGAGGACAGAAUGUCUGUCAUCUGGGAAAAAGGAGUGCAUAGUGGCAAAAUGGACGAGAAUCGAUUUGUGGCUGUCACCAGCAGCAACGCAGCAAAAAUCUUCAACUUCUACCCGCAGAAAGGCCGAAUCGCCAAGAACUCGGAUGCUGAUGUGGUUAUAUGGGACCCAAGGAUGACCAGGAAAAUAUCAGCCAAGACUCAUCACCAGGCUGUGGACUACAACAUCUUUGAGGGUAUGGAGUGUCAUGGGGUACCUGUCAUUACCAUCUCCAGAGGCAAAGUGGUGUAUGAGGAUGGGCAGCUGAAGGUGUCACCAGGACAUGGCCAGUUCAUCCACAGAAAACCAUUUUCUGAGUUUGUUUACAAAAGAAUCAAGCAGCGGGAGCAGGUGAGGAAACCUACAGCUGUGACCAGAAAGCCAUAUGAAGGCAAAGUCAUUUCUGUCUGA
Molecule: messenger RNA, 1491 nt
Organism: Pelmatolapia mariae (spotted tilapia)
Lineage: Eukaryota; Metazoa; Chordata; Actinopteri; Cichliformes; Cichlidae
Gene: dpys
Product: dihydropyrimidinase
Exons: 9
Coding region: 1-1491 (496 amino acids)
Biological process (GO): pyrimidine nucleobase catabolic process
Cellular component (GO): cytoplasm
Molecular function (GO): dihydropyrimidinase activity
Source: RefSeq, a predicted model, not a curated record